CACUGUCUCUAUUCUUUGCUAUUGUUCACGAUGAAGACACUACUAAAUGCCGGAAAGCAACCGGAGUCAUUGCAAAAGAGAAAGAUGAGCCUCAAUCUAGUCUCUAUCAUCGUUGAUCGUUUUCUCCUCGAUAACAACUUUUCCCUCACGCGUUCCACCUUUCUCAACGAGGCUUCCUCGCUUAUUGCCAACCAACACGUGUCAAAGAGUUUGCUGAGUUUGGAAAAUAUGCUGGAUGAGUAUAUAUGCUUGAAGGAAGAGAAGGCGUCGCUGCAUCGAGAAAGGGUUGCGCUGAUGCAAGAGAAAAUCAGGAUUCAGAUGCUGUUGCGAGACAUGCAAAAUGCUGUCAACACAUUCGAUACUUUUCAGGGGCCACCCCCACCCAAUGUUGCAGAGAUGAACGCAAAUCCUGCAAUGCUUCCUCAAUCCAGAGUUUCUCCUUCGGGUGUUGCUCCUGUUAAUACUACUCCUCUACCUCCGCAAAACAUGUCUCAUAUACAGUCACUGCCUAUGCGUAUGAAUACCAAUGUGGAAGCAGGAAACUUCUCUGCACCCAUGAUUAGUGCAUCUGACAGAAAGAGAAGAGAUAGUCAAGCAAUGGAUGUUCCUACAGUUUCAAAGAAGCGUCGUGGUAGACCACCUGGUAGAAAAAAUAAUGUUCAAGGUCAAAACAUACUGCCAUCGUCAAAUAAUACAGUCAAUGACCAAGUAAUUUCUACACCUUGUUCUGCAACUCAAUCAUCCGCUUGGAAUUGUGCACUUGGUGGAUCACAGGCUCAAGGAUCUAAUGCAGUCAAUAACCAAGUAGUUAUUACGCCUUGUUCUGCAACUCAAUCAUCGGCUGAGAACUGUGCACUUGGUGGAUCACAAGUUCAAAGAUCUAGUGUUGUUAAAAGCUUAUUCAAUCCUCUUCCAUUUCCUACUCCAACCAAUUCUCCAGUUUUAAAUACACCUUGCAAAACAAAUCCCUCUCACAAUGAUACAUGUGUAUCCCCUCUCGAGAUUUCUCCGAUUACGACAUGCAAUGGGAAGACUGCAGAACAAUUGACUUGUUUAGGGAGAAGUCAAUGCAUUUCUCCAAUCAAUGUUGAUUUGGACCAGACAUGUGAGAAGGAUCUCGUAAGUAGCAGGUUGGAUACUUCUAAUAUGCAUGAGAGCUUAGACAAAUCAUUGCCUGAUGAUGAUGAUGUUGCAUACAACUUUGACAUGGGAGACAUAUCAUCACACAAUUCUUGGGAUUUUGAUAUGCUCAAGUUUGACAAGGAAGACUUAUCUGAAUUCUGCGAAUUCGAAUGUGGAGCCUUCAUUUCAUGAUGACACUGUCUGAACUCUGAAAUGGAAACAUGGAUUCUUCUGUUUUUUUAGCUUUGUAUUCAUUAUUCAGUGAUAAAACCCACAUAGGAAUUUGGAAAUGAUGCUGCGAGUGCAACAUUGGCUAUAUCUUAUUUGAUCUUAUAUCACCUUAUUGUUUAGUUUGGUCUAGUGAAAACCUUGGGACUUUUGAAGCCAACUUCACGGUAUAUGUACAUUAGAGUG
Cajanus cajan (pigeon pea) is the source of this 1536-nucleotide messenger RNA. RefSeq lists its product as uncharacterized. The record is from RefSeq and is a predicted model, not a curated record. Lineage: Eukaryota; Viridiplantae; Streptophyta; Magnoliopsida; Fabales; Fabaceae.